AUGGAGUACGGGUACUUGAGCGGCGCGGGCGGCGGGUUCGACGGAGGAUGUCUGGGCUCCGGCGGCGGCGAGCUGUCCUGGGGCGAGCUCGCCUCGUGCGGCCAGAUGUCACAGGCUGCCUACCGGUACCAGGGCAUGCGCUACCAGCCUCCACCACCGCAGUGUGCACGACCACAAGAUGCUGCCAUGAGGAACCACCAUAUAUUUCCUCCAUCCAUGAAUUUACAACCCGGCCUCCCUUACAAAGUGUACGGUGGACACGAAGGCUCGUUGACGGAGAAGAGAAAACAACGGAGAAUCAGAACGACAUUCACAUCAGCUCAGCUGAAGGAGCUGGAGCGAGCCUUCCAGGAAACACACUAUCCUGACAUCUACACCAGAGAGGAGAUUGCUAUGAAGAUAGACCUCACUGAAGCGAGGGUACAGGUGUGGUUCCAAAACCGGCGAGCGAAGUUUCGCAAGCAGGAGCGCUUAGCUCAACAGAAGGCGGGUGAGGCACCUGUGAAGGCGGAGGGCAAGAGAGACAAGCCGACGUCGCCCGCAGCAUCGCCCCACCCGCCGGCAGCGCCCGCGCCGCAACCCGCACACCACGCAUUGCCGCAUCUAUCACCACCUGACCUCAAGCCUAUCACGUCAGCAGGUAGAUAUCCAAACAAAUUGUGCGAGGAGCUGAACGGCGUGGGGGGCGACGUAGGCUUGCCGCCUGUGAGUGGCAGCGGCGGCGGCAAGUGGACCGGCGGCUGCGGGCUGCUGCGUCAGCCCUCGGGCUUCCCACUCCUCGGCGUCGCGCCACCCAAUUACCUACUGUCGGACCACCUCGGAACCCUCGCCAAAUCGAACAACCAUCUUUUCUAA
Molecule: messenger RNA, 855 nt
Organism: Spodoptera littoralis (African cotton leafworm)
Lineage: Eukaryota; Metazoa; Arthropoda; Insecta; Lepidoptera; Noctuidae
Source: the annotation of a GenBank genome assembly